Molecule: messenger RNA, 894 nt
Organism: Fomitopsis serialis
Lineage: Eukaryota; Fungi; Basidiomycota; Agaricomycetes; Polyporales; Fomitopsidaceae
Product: kinase-like domain-containing protein
Exons: 1
Source: RefSeq, a predicted model, not a curated record
UCCAGCAUUGACCAUCUGCGAGACGAAGAGAUUUUGGACCUCGUGAUACAUGCACGAGAGAGGUUUCCUGAACCCAUCGUUGACGAUGAUCAUGUCAUCCGCAUCGCCCACGAUAUCGUAGCUAAGGUUGUCGACUCGGAGGAGCAGUCUUCCGAAGCCCUCGCCCUCGAUCUUGUGUUCCACCACACAGAAAUACCUGUCCCCCGCGUCCGGCGCAUCAUCAAGGAGAGUCCUGCCCCAGGCUUCGAGCUCACUCACAUAUGCAUGGACUACAUACCCGGACGACAAUUGUCCGUUGUCUGGCCAACAAUGACUCUCGAGGAGCAACUCCGUGUCGUGUUCACUCUACGCGAGUACGUGCGCCAGCUGCAAGCCCUUCGCCACCCCCGCUCCGCCGUACCAGGCCCAAUCGCUCCGGGCAGCCAGGCUCGUCAAUGCGUCUCGCCUGUGUUUGGCCCCGCAAUAGACAGACGAGGCCCGUUUACCUCGUACGACGAGCUGUCUGCGUGGUUCGACAAGGCGCAACGCCUUACGCUCAGGAUCAAGGAGGCGCAGCCUGAAUGGGAACAAGAUUCCUUUGAGCCGUUCGAUACUGUCGCGACCCCUUCGGCCCUGACGCUCUGCCACCAAGACCUCAACAUGCGCAAUAUCAUCGUCGUCAACGACGACGGCCGGCUGUGGCUCGUCGACUGGGCGUGGGCCAGGUUCUACCCGCCGUGGUUCGAGUACCUCGCCAUGAAAGUGCAGACGGCCCACGAGGAACGGCUGAUGAAUCGCAAGGAGCCCUUCUGGACUUUGAUGGUCCCGUAUAUUUGCCGUCCGUAUUAUCGGGAGGAGCGGUGGAUGCAUCGCGUGUAUGCGGCAUAUCUAUAUCGUUUUGACCGGCGCCCAUAA